Paramuricea clavata is the source of this 1231-nucleotide messenger RNA. NCBI's taxonomy places the organism in Eukaryota, Metazoa, Cnidaria, Anthozoa, Malacalcyonacea, Plexauridae. The record is from the annotation of a GenBank genome assembly.
GACAAUGAUAGCAAGGUUAAGAGACUAGAUGUCGUUCAGGUCAAAGUUAAGAAUAAAUCUGAUUCUAGGUGCACCAGUGUUGAGGCUUUAUGUGUUCCCACAAUUUGCAGCCCUCUUACUAAUCAAUUUAUCUCAAAAACGCAUGAUUUGGAAGAAUUUGAGGACUUGGAAUUGGCUGAUCAUGAAGGCGAUUCUCCAAACCUCCCAGUAGGAAUUUUAAUUGGGGUAGAUUAUUACCACACGUUCAUGACAGGAAAGGUUGUGCGAAGUAAGGCGGGUCCAGUAGCAUGCGGAACUAAGGUGGGAUGGGUAGUAAGUGGCAAAAUUGGGGCAGGUCUUCCUGACCUGCAUUGUUUCGAGACCCAUAUCCUACGUACCUCAGUUGAAUGUAAAGAAACAUCAGACGCUUUACGACAAGUUUUAGAUAAAUGUUGGUGCGUGGAGACUAUAGGCUCCUCCAGUGACUGUGUGGUCAGUCAGUUUGAAAAUGACAUAGGGCACGAUGGGACCCGAUAUGUAACGAAAUUACCCUUUAAGCCAGACCAUGAGCAGCUGCCAGACAACUUUAAUGUAUGUGAAGGGCGUUUAACAUCUCUAAAACGGCGUUUAACAUCCAAAGGAAUUCUCAGGGAGUAUGAUACGAUCUUUACAGAGUACGAAAAAAAACGGACUAAUUGAACGCGUUCCUUCACAUGAGAUUGCUGGGGAAGUAGGUGGAGUCCAUUAUCUCCCGCAUCGACCGGUCGUGCGUGAGGACAAGCAGACUACGAAAAUUCGGGCAGUUUUCGACGCUUCGUGUCAGGUUAACGGCCCCUCACUUAACCAAUGUUUGUAUUCAGGACCAAAUCUUAUUGCCAAGAUAUUUGACAUCCUAGUGAGAUUUAGGCUUAAUAAGAUAGGCAUCCUAGCAGAUAUAAAGCAGGCGUUCCUUAACAUCGCUAUAUCUAGGGAGCAUAGAGAUUUUGUACGGUUUUUGUGGUAUGACCUCAAUUCUAAAGAGGAAAAAAUAAUCACUUACAGAUUUUUACGGGUAGUUUUUGGACUAACGAGUAGUCCUUUCUUGUUAAACGCGACGUUGAGGCACCACCUUAGCAAGUAUGUAGAGAAGGAGAAUGCAGUCGUAGAGCGUAUUCGCGAGGAUUUGUACGUAGAUGAUUUGGUUAGUGGAGGCGAUAGCGUUGGUACAGCUAAGGAAAUAUAUGAGACUAGUAAAGCCAUUAUGCUAGAGUGA